Molecule: messenger RNA, 5592 nt
Organism: Patella vulgata (common limpet)
Lineage: Eukaryota; Metazoa; Mollusca; Gastropoda; Patellidae
Product: mitochondrial 2-oxoglutarate/malate carrier protein
Exons: 10
Coding region: 26-973 (315 amino acids)
Biological process (GO): oxaloacetate transport; malate transmembrane transport; phosphate ion transmembrane transport
Molecular function (GO): succinate transmembrane transporter activity; oxaloacetate transmembrane transporter activity; sulfate transmembrane transporter activity
Source: RefSeq, a predicted model, not a curated record
CUCGAGGUGAAGGUCAGAACUCAAGAUGUCUGCUUCCAGUAAUAAUUCGGCAGCUCCGGCUCAAAUCCCAAAGUCGAUUAAAUUCCUCUUUGGGGGUGGCGCUGGUAUGGCUGCCACGGUCUUUGUACAACCACUAGAUUUAGUUAAAAAUAGAAUGCAGUUGAGUGGUGUUGGAGGUCAAGCUAGAGAACAUAAAACUAGUUUCCAUGCAGUAAAAUCAAUAUUAAAAAAUGAAGGUCUGUUUGGUAUGUACACUGGUUUAUCAGCAGGUUUGUUACGUCAAGCUACGUAUACGACUACAAGAUUAGGUAUCUACACAACAUUAUUUGAUAUGUUUUCAAAAGAUGGUAAACCACCAGGAUUUUUUGGUAAAGCUUUAAUGGGAGUGACGGCUGGUGGUAUUGGUGCUUUCGUAGGUACACCAGCAGAGGUAGCAUUAAUUAGAAUGACAUCAGAUGGACGAUUACCUAUUGAUCAGAGAAGAGGAUAUAAAAAUGUUAUAGAUGCUUUAGCUAGAAUAGUGAAAGAGGAGGGUGUACUUACAUUAUGGAGAGGUUGUAUACCUACAGUUGGUAGAGCUAUGGUAGUUAAUGCAGCCCAGUUAGCAUCUUAUUCCCAAGCUAAACAAUUUCUAAUAGGUACAGGUUAUUUUAGUGAAAAUCUUCUCCUCCAUUUCUGUGCCAGUAUGAUUAGUGGUUUGGUUACUACAGCAGCAUCUAUGCCGGUGGAUAUAGCGAAAACAAGAAUACAAAGUAUGAAGACUAUAAAUGGAGUCCCUGAAUAUUCUGGUGCUAUUGAUGUGUUAGCCAAGACUAUACGGAGCGAAGGCUUCUUUAGUUUAUGGAAGGGAUUUACCCCAUACUAUGCUAGACUUGGUCCCCACACAGUACUUACCUUUAUAUUCUUAGAACAGAUGAAUAAACUUUACAAGGUCUACGUUCUGAAAGACAAAAACGCUACAGGAGGUUUAUAAUAAACACAAUCGUUAUUAGUGUGAUACACAGGUUCGAGAAUUAUCAAGUGACAAUAUUUAGACGUAAAGACUUUUUUUUUUGUCUUAGGGUCGUGUACGCAGCCCCUUUUCUUUGACUAAAGUUGGGACUUGGUAAAAAGUUUUUGAUAAGCUUGACUUUAUCUUCAGAGAUUUUUUUGUAUUGAUGAUUUUAUGUCAAGCCAUUGGUUUGGUGAAAUUUAACAAAAGGGUAAAUGUCUGGAAUCGUAUUUGCAAAAUUUAAGCUAGAACAUUUUUAGGAUGUGGCCUUUGUAUUGGUCGAGGGUUAGAAUACUAAAAGAAAAUUUAAGCUCUUGGCCAAUGGAAAGGCUGCUUUCCUAAAAUGAGAAACUCGCUGAAAGUUGUAAUAACAAUUACCUGGUACUGGUUUAUAAACCUGCAACUUGUCAAGGAUUGUGUCGCUGAUAUUACUCAUCAUUUAUGUGAUUAAAGACAAGAACGCCAUUGACAAAAUGUUGCAUGUUUAGAAACCAUAUGUUAGUCCCGAAAUGACCUAGUUUACAUCGAGUGGACGUUAAACCCCAUUUCUCUCUCUCUCUAUGGAAAACAAUUACUGGUAUUAUAUUUUAAUCAGGGCUACGUUUCUAUUAGAAAUAUGGUAAUUGUUUUCCAAAAAAAUCGUAUGUUUAAUUUAAGCAUUUUAGUGUGUUACUAUUACUCUCCAUUACUAAAUACCACUCAAAGUUUUUUCCUAAAAUAAUUUACUUUAAAUUUACGUGAACAAGAUCCCUGAUAAUGAAUAUGACAUGUGAUACGACCCUUGACCCUUAAUCCUUUUUGUGUUAAUUUUGUUGUUGAAUGAGAUUGAUUUAUAUCUAAUGAAAACUGUCUGUGUUUAAAGAGGCAGACAUUCUUCAAUUUGUGUGAAAAUAAAAUGUUGCUAAUUACAUUAUUGUAUGUACUAGUUAGAUUUGGGAUCAGACAAUCGCACUAUGCUUAAAUUUCCAUUUCUAUAAACUAGUCAAUUCAGUAAACUGAUUGUGUAUAAAUGGGUAGUUUGCCUUGAUUGAUUACGAAGUAAUUGUGAGACUUCUAAGCUGGUUCUAUGCUUGUUUCAUUAGGCCAGUAAUUGGCAACUUUAAGAUGGAUAGUUAACUCAUGUUUUUGUGAAAUAACAUUAUUAUAAUAUAGAUUUGAUGUCAUCCUCUGAUGUUAGCGUGCCAUUAUUUCAAAUAAAUGUUACAGGUGCUUUUCCAAUCUUGACGUCAUCCUUUGAUGUUAGCACACCAUUAUUUCAAAUAAUGUUACGGCACCUUUCCAAAGUGGAUAGGUAAUGAAAUAAUGUUAUUUUAAAUACAGGUGUGACAUCAUUCUGUGAUGUUAGCCCACCAUUAUUUUAAAUACAGGUGUGACGUCAAUUUGUGAUGUUAGUGCACCAUUAUUUUAAAUAGUGAUAUGACACUUUCCCAAUAAUACAUUAUUUAUAGAAGAUGACAAUCAUAGUGAUGAUUUCAUAGAAAUGCACGUUCAUUGUGUAUAUUCUGUAUUUUAGGGAGUUUAAAGGUCUCGAGCAAGACAUUGCGUAAUAUAUUAAUGUCUCGCUCACCACAGUUAACUGUACAUCAUAAAGUUGCUACAAGUAGUAGCUUGAGUAAAUGACUCCCUGUAAAUAAUGAGAUCUAUACAAUCAAGAUAUGUGUAAAAUAUAUAAUGGUCUCGCUGUAUUGCAGGUUUAUUCUCUAGACCCCAACAUCAGUGGAAUAGUCAUAAGUCAUCUUGAUUAUAAGCUAGUCACUUAGAAUAUACAGUAGUCAUUUCUGAUUGCUUUUAAAACCAAGGAAUAAUUCAGGGCUCUCAUUUCGGUAAUAUUUGCCAGUCUAGACUGACUGGUAGUGAAAAUGACCCAUGAGAGAAUUUGCCUGCAAGUCAAUUUACAGAUCCCAAUAUUCAGUUUUCAAAUAAUUUUAAAACCUUGAAAUACAAUAAAUUCAAUUAAAUUAAUAGUGUUUAUGUAUAAACGCACUUAAAAAUAUAUUUAAAAAUUGGACUAAUGCUAAAAAUUGUCAUUGUCAUCUUUGAGAAACAUAUUUUGCUAAUUUAAAGUAAACAAAAUACAUCGAAUAUUAACCAGCUGACAAAAUUGCAAUGUAAAAGCUCUGGCAUAAACUACCUCUUUUAGUAGACAUGUCUCAUAUUAAUAAAAAGCUUUCUUGGGGGUAUUUUUCUACUCUCUAUAAUUUAUUUACAUAUUUAAAAUCUCUAAAAUAUCCAAUAUGUUUAUUAUUCAUAUGAAAUAAAUUUAUUAUAGCUUUUUGACAUGAGCAGCAAGUUUCUGUAAAAUAACUGUCCUAUAUAUGCUAUUCUGGUGCUUAUAUUUAAACUAUUUUAGAACCGGCGGGAGUGUAUACUGUAUGCCUAACCGGUUGAACUAUUUCCAUCCUGUCGUAUAAAGGAAAGGUUUGAUUAUGCAUGGGUACAUGUGAGCAUUUUCUAAGAAAGAUACAACACUAGCUGGAGCCUGCAUUUUUAAGGGUAGAGUAGCCAGCAUUGAAAGUUAGCGUCUCCAAAGACAGGUAGCGAACCGAGUUUUUAAAAUUUAUUUGGCCGACUUGGCGUUCAGAAUGUCAUAUGACAAAGUUAAGCUGGCUUAACCAUUGCCAGCGUUUUUAUACCAGUUUAACAUAAGGGUCUGAAUGGUAUCUUGAUCCCCAUACUGGCAACAAGCGUGAAUCAGUUACAUCUGGAAUGAAUAUUAUAUAUUUAAUGUGAUCCAUGAUUUAUCAUUCACAUCUGUUCUCAUGUCCAGGCUUGGCCACGUGUAGGAAUCAAUGUAAGAAUGAAUAUUAUAUAUUUAAUGUGAUCCGUCAAUUAUAUUGGGUGCCAUCUUGCAUUCACAUCUGUUCUCAUGUCCAUGCUUGGCCAAGUGUAAGAAUCAAUGUAAGAAUGAAUAUUAUAUAUUUAAUGUGAUCUGUCAAUUAUAUUGGGUGCCAUCUUGUAUUCACAUCUGUUCCUGUAGUGUAUUAAUUAUUUCCUGCUAAUUAAUUAAUCAAUCAUUAAUGCUUUGAUUUUUUGUAGUGGAUAAUCAAAAUAAUUAUAUAUUUUUAGGGUCUAAUGCAUAAUAAUUUAAAAAUAAAUCUUGGAUGGGUUUGGCUAAUAAAAAAAAUUAUAGAGUUUGCUCAUCCAAGCUAUUGGUUCAAUGGCUCCCAAACCUUAUUCACAAAAACUUUCCAUUUGUUAACAUUUGAAUUCUCACCCAAUAAAAAGGCUGCAUUCUUCAAAUACUUUAGUUUAAGCUUUAAUGAAUCAGGCCCCAGAAAUUAUUUACUAUCUAUAUAUUGCUAACCAUAUUAAUGCCUGGAUUGAGAUUUAUUGAUUGUUGCUUAUUUUUUUCUUUUGUAAAUUAUGUUAUCGCAAAUAUUAUGUUUGGUGAGAAAAGUUAUUUGUAUAUACAUAUACAUGUUUUACAUACUAAUGUAUUUUUUGAUUUAAUUGUUAAAAAUAAUGCAUUUGUACGAGUAUCUUUUUGUUUAAUUUUUAGAAUCGGAUAUUAAUAUGAAUUGUUUUUGUUUGUUGAAAUUACCAGUAAUAGAGAUAUAAUGUUUGUCAUUGUUAAUAUAAUUGUUUUGAGAUAUGAAUGGUGAAUGUGUGUUCUGUGAAAAAUUAGGCGAAUUAUUGAAAUCCUGUACAGCAGAAGAUGCCGUAGAUGUUUAGUUCAUUAAUCUAAUCUCUCGCACUACCAGAGUUCUAUCAUUUUCUCUUUAUUUGACUGUCCAACUUCAUGGGUUUUCUCCGGGUUCUCCGGUUUCCUCCCACUGCUAAAAAUGACCUAGUUUGUGUCGAGUGGACGUUAAACCCCAUUUCUCUCUCUUUGACGGAAGUGUUUAUUCCUGUACUCCUAGGCAACUGGUGUCACAAGAUUUAGCAAAGAAACCUCUGUUGAAUUACCAGGCCUGAAUUAGUGGGACUCGUAAGAGUUUUAAGUGUUUAGGCUAAUGUAGUCCUUUGAUAGAUAUGUCUUACAUGAAGAAAGUACUCUUAUUAUAACUCUGUUGUGUUGGCACCAUACAUGGUUUAAUCACCGCUCGUGUUCUUUUCGUCUUGUGGACAUUUCGUUCCGUCACCUUAUUCAACCGUUCAUGAACAAAACAUGAUGAAGCUCGCUGGAACUUGUUUAGUCGGGAACUUGUUCCAUACAAUUCGAGUUACGGAGUAGAUAUCGACAUGAAACUUAAGGGUUCUCGGACUAUUGCGUAUCGAUCAACAGUGGUUGAUUUUUGAUAAGACGUCACAAUUCCAAGAGGACUCCUAGUUCAUACAGUAGGCUUAAGCUUAUUUCCACAAAUGUCUAAAUGUAGAUGUGUUUCAAAAUACAAGUUACCUAAUUGUCUUUAACUUAAAUAUAAUUAUGCAUGCCAUAAAUGAAAUAAAGAAAAUUAUGUAAUUAAGUCUAAACACAACAAAUCAAAAUGUUGUUUAAAUAAACCAUAUUUUACUAUGUGAAAUAUUUAUUUUUUGAGAGAUAUAAUUUUUUUCAUUUCUUAGAUUGUACCUUAUUAAUGUAAUUUAUAUGGAUGUAUAUCAUAUAGUUACGAACAUGACAUAACAUCUUGACUGACGGAGAAAUAAAAUUAUAUGCAGAA